AUGCCCUCCGCCUCGCAGGCGGCCCUCGUAAGCCGCCCUGCGCGCAACGGCGACCCACAGCCUGCUCCUCCCACCACAGAGUCCUCCUCAAUAAAGCGCGACCUGACGUCCUGGUGGAGACAAUUCGGGAAGCGCAGCACCGUAAAGAAGGACGAAGAGAAAGACCGUGGCAUCUUCGGAGUACCGCUCAACACAAGCAUCCCUUACGCCAAUGUCGCCAUUUCUCUGUUCAACGAUGCCGGGGAAAGCUACAUCUACGGCUAUGUCCCCAUUGUUGUCGCCAAAUGUGGUGUCUUCCUCAAGGAAAAGGCCACCGAUGUGGAAGGUAUCUUUCGCCUGGCUGGUUCUGAGAAGCGUAUCAAGGAGCUCAAGGCGGCUUUCGAUACACCCCCCAGGUUCGGGAAAGGCCUCGACUGGACGGGCUACACGGUCCACGACGCGGCGAACAUAUUACGACGCUACUUCAACAUGCUCCCCGAACCCAUCAUCCCUCUGCAAUUCUACGACACGUUCCGGCAACCUCUCAUAAAUCACCAGGCAGAAGCCGUGGGGCAUAUUGACGGGCAGGAUCCAUCCAUCGGUGGCUUUGACCCGGAUGCUGCUGUCCGCACAUACCAGCGCCUCAUCAAGGAGCUCCCUGCCCUCAAUCGCCAGUUGCUUCUGUAUAUCCUCGACCUGCUUGCCGUAUUCGCUGCCAAGUCCGAUAUCAACAAGAUGACCACAUCCAAUUUGGCCUCCAUCUUCCAGCCAGGCAUAAUCAGUCAUCCAAAGCACGAAAUGUCACCCCGAGAUUACAGACUCAACCAGGACAUACUGAUCUUCUUGAUCGACAACCAAGACCAUUUCCUCAUCGGCAUGGAAGGCACGGCAGUUGAUGAGGGGACGGUCAAGCAUAUUCAGAGCAGGCCCUCAGCCCCUCGGGAGGCAACACCCACCACCCCAGGUCGCACUUCUGGCCUUGGGCGAUCUGCAUCCGCUGCUUCAAGUGCUGCCGCAGAGAGUCUUCGCAAAUAUGGGGGAGUGCGCCGCAAUGUGUCCACAUCCUCAAAACAUUCUCGUCUCUCUGGUGCUAUUCCUAGUCCGACCGGUUCGCAGUUUGGCACGCCAACCACCUCGGGCGUCCAUCGAAGUAACACGUUGCCUUCAAAACGCUCCCCUGCCAUCCGGAGCACAGCAUUUCAGCCACAUGAGCCGGUCUCCCCUCCACCAGAGCUAUUGCGCUCUCCUGUGACGCCAGCAAAACCCCCGGCUGCGCCGACCACCACACCAGUAACCAAGGAAUCGGACCAGGCGGUUCAGCAACCCAUCGCGUCGGAGAAACUGGACGUGGUCAAACGCGAGACGGGAGCGAAGGAGUCGCCUCGACCCACUCCCACCGACGUGCCUGGAGCCUAUCCACUGCCCUCCCCAGAUGUUGCGCCGCCGUCAAGCGAAGUCAUCACGCCCACAGCGCCCGCAACGAAUCCAGCUUCACAGAGUCUGAUACCACCAGCAUUGUCGAAUCAGGGUGGCGGCAGUCCUUUGCACACCCCCAGUCGAGAGAGGUCCGAGUUCAUGGAGGGGCCCCUCGAUAGCGAAGCUGCCUCUGGAGCCUCGCCUGGGAGGAGGACGUUCACACAGAUCCUGAGCAAGGUAUCACCUUCAAGCGAUGAGAAGAAAGAACACCGCAAGCCCAACAAACUUCAAAAGAAGCAGCGACUGCCAAGUAGUGCCAAUCCCAGUGCACACAGUUCUACACAGUCGCUAACAGGAGCAGAAGGUCCGCCAUCGCCACUGGGGCAUCUCCCUGUUGCUGAGCAGACCCCGGCGACGAAAGACGUGCCCCUCGCUCACAAUCACGAUGCGAAUUCGUCGCGGCAUUCGGGCGCUACAUUGAAGCCUAGCAUGUCUCCUUCGGCUUCGGUGAGGACGCAUUCGACUGCGACGGAAUAUUCGGAAGCGGAGCAUGGGGAGAGUGGUCCAAAGGAGGAGAAGGAAGAGAGACGCAGGUUCUGGAAGGGCCAUCGCCGAGGCGAAAGCAAGGCGACACCGUCGACCAGCCAAAAUGAUGUGUCCAACUCGGUGCCAGGUGCUGAUAAGAGCAUGAGCUCCUUUGGCAGCGGUUCUCGGGGAAACCGUCGGAGUCUUCAAUUCGACACCAAGGAGACAAGCGAAGCGUCUCUCGUCCAGGCUUCACCGGACUCCAAAGAACACGAGAAAAAGGGGGGAAUCAGCAACUGGUUCCGUCAUAAACGCGCAAAGAGCCCUCCGGGGGAUGUGUCCGAGGUGGGCGGCGCUCAACCACUCAUACAGCCCUUUGGACAAGAGGCACCUCCUAGGGGAGGGAAGAGCAUAGAAAUUCCUCGGCCUGGGCCGGUCGAGACCGACAACAGCCAUGUGCCCGAGGUCAUGACGACGGCUCCAAGCCCGGACACGUCUGCAAUACUUUCAGCUCCUGUUAAUUCAGCCGGCGCUACUCAACCUUUGUUGGAGGCGUCGCAACCGACAGCUAAGUCGUCGGAGAAAUCGAGCGUUUGA
Westerdykella ornata is the source of this 2517-nucleotide messenger RNA. Its product is annotated as RhoGAP-domain-containing protein. The coding region runs from base 1 to 2517 and encodes 838 amino acids. The record is from RefSeq and is a predicted model, not a curated record. NCBI's taxonomy places the organism in Eukaryota, Fungi, Ascomycota, Dothideomycetes, Pleosporales, Sporormiaceae. Gene Ontology annotation, molecular function: GTPase activator activity. The transcript is spliced from 3 exons. Gene Ontology annotation, biological process: activation of GTPase activity; signal transduction; regulation of fungal-type cell wall organization. Gene Ontology annotation, cellular component: cell cortex.